Porites evermanni is the source of this 12734-nucleotide messenger RNA. The record is from the annotation of a GenBank genome assembly. NCBI's taxonomy places the organism in Eukaryota, Metazoa, Cnidaria, Anthozoa, Scleractinia, Poritidae.
AUGGCGCACGCAAAGGACACGUGUCGCCCUUUCGGGUUUUUAGUGUCUCUUUUGGCUGUUUUUCUCGUUUGCUUCCACUUAACCGAAGCGGGAGGAAAAACGCUUGUCCUUUUGGAUAAUUCCAACACAAGAGAGACUCAUUCUAUCUUUUUUAACUCUCUGAAAGGUAAGAACGAAGUUUGGGAACAGCAAGCCACUAAAGAACAAAAGACUGCUCCUCAUCAUAUUAGUUGAGAUCAGUUGAUUUCCUUUCACCUUGCGCAACGUAUUUUUUAAUCUAUGUAAUGCGUCUUUUUUGUUCCCGUAUAAGAACAUACGUGUAUUUUUAGAUCUAUAAUAGUGUAUCCGAGGAUACCAAUGUCUCAAUUUCAUAAUGGUAACAGGACUUAGUGGAGUCUAACUCGGUCUGUAAUCAUACAAGCAAUUAACAAAAUCGGACGACUUUGUAGCGGGAGUCCGAUUUGGUUAAUCUGUCCUAUUAGUGCUGAAUUUAGGAUAGUUGAUAGCCAAUUAGAUUUUGUUUUAUGAUUAAUAAUGGAGUUAGUGGAGUCCAAUUUGGUCUGUAAUCAUAUAAGUCAUUAACAAAUUGGACUCCUGCUGCGCAGACAUCCAAUUUGUUAAUGACUUAUAUGAUUACAGACCAAAUUGGACUGUAAUUUAAUCACUCGUAUGAUUAUAGACCCAAUUGGACAUUCUGUGACCAAUGAAUGAUUUUCGGAGACCCUCGUUAUGCGCACAGGAUUCUGGGAUCACCAGGGGGCAAACAUUGCAAGUCACUACAAAGAAAUGUAUGGCAUAAUGUAGUUUCUCCUUCAAAGGUAGUGCCUUUGGACAUAGAAUAAUGCAUUUUCCUUGUGAUUUUGUCAGAAGCGGAGGUGACUAAUAUUGGUGCGAUAAAGUCUAUCGAUAAACUCAUAAACUUUAUGUUUACUGAAUUUACGCAGUGAUUUACAUGAAGAAAAGGUCUCAAAAUAUAUAGUGCAAAUUGAAUGAAGUAACAAAGUGAUGUUCUCAUGGACUAUAAGAGUGCUCAUACUGUUGAACUAGAGCAGAAUACAAUUGGACUGAUGGAACUGGAUUAAAUCUUAAACAUUUAUUGCUACUCAGAGUUUCAUGCCUCUUGUGUUUUUGGUGAGGAGAAAUUAGCACACUAACGUGGGAAAGAUGUUUUUGUUUUUUGAAUGUUAUAAAUCAAUACCUACCUUCGAUCGUUUCGAUUGUUGUCACAACUGGCACAGCAUUGUGAUUGCCACCAAACUGAGUGUAGUGAAGCCAGGGCUCAACAUUAGCGGCUGCCCGCAUGCGUGGGGUAACUAAAAUAUUAUCCGGGCAACAAAGUCUUCACUGAAAUUUCUGUGAAAGUUGUAGGUUAACAUGACUCAGUAUUUUUGUAUCAAGUCUAUCUUUUGAACUUUCAAAACUGUUUUAUAUUUGUGAAGGUUUGUAUUUAUGUGCAUUGUGCGCGACUGCGUGAAUUAAAAAAGAGAUUGAAAUAUGAUCUUAAAUAGCCGCUGCAAAUCAUUUUCAAAAACUGGAAUGUUUUUGCAAGCCUUUGAUAAAUGUUACCACAAAACGUACAGCAAAAAAUAGGUGUAGAUAAUGCUGAAUAAACGAGAUAGAAAACACUACAAACUUGCAAAGUAAUGUCACGUGUAAUUUGAAACCUCUUGCUUUUCCAAUGAUGGUGACUUCUUUCAGUUUUUACUUCAUGCUAUAGCGACCUAACAUUUCUAAUGCUGGGAGAAAUGUGGUGAGUUUAAUAUCGAAGGUUUUUCUGGAGACUAUUAAAUUCAUUAAUCACAAAUUUACACAGUUGAACCUCCUUCAAGCUCAAGUGAUCAUCCAAAAUGUGAACACAAAUCAAAUCCUUUAUCUCCUAGCCCUAAUUAUUCAUGGAUUAAGGCUAGGAGACAAAGGAAAUUAAGAAUCAACCUUAGUUAAAAAAUUUUGACCUAGAGCAUAAACAUCAGAAACAAGAGGUAACGGAUUGAAAUAUUUGGUAAACAAAUUCAAACUCCUUGACACCCACUUUUCAUGCUCAUAUUAGAUACAUAUCUGUGCAUACCUAUGGAUUUUCCACACGAUAAAAAAUGUAUUGAAAAUCAGGACUAGACCUCCAGGCUGGUUUGCCUACGAACUACUGGGCCCCUGGGCAACCAGGGGCCUGCAGACCUGCUUUUAGAAAAACCCUAUUUUGUUAUUGUAAUAACCAUUUUGAGUGGUUGAAAAGUUUUUGAUCCAAACCGGAAUGUUAUUUACAAUAUAUGUAAUGAUUGCAUGGGAAUUGCAGUUUGCAAUAAAGCUGUAAGCUUUGCCAAAAUGAGUGCUACACUGUAAGUGUAAGAGAACUUGUGUAUUGAACUACCGGUACUUCUUGUUUUCUAGAAAGAGGAUUUGAUCUAGUUUUCCGUGCUGCUGAUGAUUCAAGCCUAACACUUGUCAAAUAUGGAGAAUUCCUGUAUCAGCAUCUAAUCAUCUUCUCCCCAUCUGUGGAAGGUAACCUCUAGUCAAAAUGUUUUGCAUUGGAUGCCUCAUAAAAUAUUGAAGCCACCUGUUCUGUCCUGGUAAAAUCUCCUUAUACGGGGUGGAGUUUGCUUCAUACCCUUCAAACACCUACAGGAGGAAAGCUUUUCAGUGUUACAUACUUUGAGAGGAUGAUUCUUUAGCCUGUUUUACAAGGUUUUAACAUAAUGACAUGGGUGUUGUCAAUAGGAUUUGUAGGGAAUAAAGAACGAGCACUGGAGUGCUUGUAAUGAAUUUAGUUCAUGUUGUUGAACAUAUCCUAUUGCUAUCACUAUAUGCUGUUCUUGUAAAAUAAUCACAGUAUCAUCGUCCUCAAAAGAAUAGAUAUUUGUGUAUUACCUAUGUAAGUCAGUUUACAUACUAUGAUUUGUCAGUCUGAAAAGAUACACAGUGUAUGGCAAACACAAAAUUUUCAACGUACACAAGAUUGGCCUGAUAAGUCAAAGUUUGUAAAUUUGGAGCUGGCAAAUUGGCCAACAAUAAUGGUUUAAGUAAUUCUGGCAUUUACAAUAUAAAUUCACUCUUGAUAAACAAUAAUAGAUUGAAGGCUUGUUUGAUGAGAAUUGUUGAUGUUUUGUUACAUCUUUUCUUAAUUUCAGAAUUUGGUGGAUCUCUUAAUGUAAGAGCCAUAACAGACUUUAUUGAUGGAGGAGGGAAUGUACUAGUUGCUACCAGCUCUGCCAUUGGUUAGUUAACCUCUUUCUUUAGUAGCUAAUCAAAGUCUUCAUUUUGCAAAAAUGAAGCUUAACCAGUUUAGCUGCUGAACACAUGAGGGAAGGUAGUCUUUUCUUAAUCAUAACUGUUGAUGUUUAUCAGGUGACCCUAUCCGUGAACUGGGAAGUGAGUGCGGUGUGGAAUUUGAUGAAGAGAAGACCUCUGUAAUUGAUCACAUCAACCACGAUGUCUCUGAUUUGGACCAGGUAAAACAAUAAUAUUAUAAAUAACUUGAACAUACCACAAUUAGCAGCUGUGAUUUAAAUAAAAUUGGUUGUGAUCUUUAUAUAAUCUUGCUAAUAUCAUGUAAGACAAUGGGGAAUAUAGCUGAUUCAUUAAAGGUUGCUUUUAGCAUUGGGCAUUUGGGCAUGCAGAACAAUACAAUGAUUUGCCUGACUGACCACCAAACAAUAGCUUCCUAGUGCCCAAUUCCCAAUGUCAAAAGCAACUUUUAUUGAAUCAGCUAUACAUUAAGGAAAAGCCUUUUGCCAUUGAAAUAGGCAAAGGUUCCUUUAGUUCUGUUUUUUAGACAAAAGACUGUCAAUGUGAAGAUUUGUUUAGUGUUACUACAGUAGUAACCGGGUACACAAAAAUAUAUUAUGCCGAUUUAUGACUUUUGGGUUUUUUUUAGGCCUGUAAUGAAAAUGGCAACACUUUAUUGAUUCCUGCAAAGAUUGUUUGAAUGUUUAUUUGCAGCACACACUGAUAGUUGCUGACCCUACAAAUGUCAUUAAAGCAAACAAAAUAACGGGACCUCAGUUUACAAAUCCUUUGCUGUUUCAAGGAGUUGGGUGAGUUUAAUUCAGUGACUGGCAAAUUUUUGUGUUAAUCUUUGGUCACUCAGUUUAUGGAACUUUAAGCAUACAUCAGAAUUGUAAAAGUGGGAGUUUAUUAUGAGAGAUCAUCCCCUCUCAACUAAGUUCUUGUUUUUAAGUCAUACAAUAAUUAUUUUUUGUCAAGGUAGAUACUUGUUAACUUAAAAUAACGUUUGAAACAUGUUUAAUUUAAUUUUAAAUUUAUUCUAUGCAAAUGUAAGAAAAUUUCUAACCAAAAAAUAGUAAUAGGAAAAUAAAUUUAUAAAUAAAAACAAUUUUUAGACAGUGAUAAAAAAUGCUUUGUUUUUAGUGCAAGGGCACCUAGCUGUUCAAGCCAGUUUACAGGCACUUAAGCUUCACACAUCAAGUAACCACAAACAGUUAAUAGAACAAAUAGUUGUAAUUUAGCUUAACGUGGUAAAAAACCACAGGCAGUAGGCAAACCAGCUGGCUAACUGUGACUACAAGUUACGCAUGGCUGAGUAGUUGAACUUGAGACAACCAAGAAACAAACCCAGCUAACAAGAAAGAGAUUUGAUCUCUGAUAUUGUACUGACCACUUAGCCAUGCUUCCUCCCUUAUCCUCUUUUAGAGUAGAACCAUCAGGACAAUACUUUGUAAUAUACAUACUGAGAUAUACUCGUUGAAAAGCUGUGUUGUAAAUUUUCAUACGCAAUCAGAGGAGCGAACAGUGUUUAUCACAUGUGAAAAAAGUGAUACAUCCAAUCAGAAUUGCGAAUGAUGUUUUUUUCACAUGUUAAAAAAUGAUACAUCCAAUCAAAAGCUAAAGAGGUGUGUGAGUUUCGUACCAAAAUUCCCACCUUUUGUCGGUGUUAGCAGCUUGCAGCGCCCUUGCAUUUUGAAUUGCUUCAACCACAAUGCAGAGCUUCUCUUAGGCCCGGUUCAGAUGCCGAGCUUUUCAUUGGCCAAUCCUAAUAAGUUGAAUUAAGUACAGAUGAAAACUUCAGCGUCCAAAACAAUUAGGAAUGCAUAUUUCAAUUUGGCUUCCGCCUAGCAUGGCCAGGAACUUAGACUGUGGAAAUGACUUCGAUUGAGACGCCAAGCUUUUCAUGUGCCUAUUAACCUAGUACAUAAAUCAUAGUAACAUAUUUUGCAAUCAGUUUGAUCAAAGUGAGCAUUUUUCUCCUUUUGAAUCUAGUUCAGCUUGAAUUAAGAUCAGCGUCUGAAUCAAUUCAGCCGGUCAAAAUAAUUUAGGUGACCCUAAUUCAAAUUAGGUCCGGCUCAUUUUGACGUCUCAACUGGGCCUUCUAAAAAAGUGAAAAACAUCUCAGAAAUUGGAGUGAAAUAAUUUUGUAUAUUUCAUUGUGGAUGAAGAAAAUUGUGGAGAGCCAGCAAAUCAACAGCAGAAGGGGAAAAAGAGAAUGAAAAGUAAGCUAAUUUAAACCCAUUCGCUCCUGGAGAUUUUGCCGAAAGACGUGGAUCCGCAGGGGUGGUUACAGGCGGUUCAGGGGCAAAUGGGUUAAGUUGUACAUGUACUUUUUAUUGGAGCUGUUUUUUCAAAUUUUCAAAAUGGCCCUUUUUCUCUAAUUCAUUGAUUUUUAUCGAUUGUACAUGGAGAGCAAUAGUUAACAUGACUUGAAAUUCCUGGAUUGCCUCAUAUCCUUACUCUCAGUCUUUAUAAUUUGCGAACAUUUGCUAAUAUAUUUUGUUUCUUUGUCAUUUUGCAGUGUGUAGUGGCAAAUUUUAGCAUUUUGGAAAGAUUUGAAAUAAUUAACCAGCAAAAUGAUGAAUCGUCUCAGUAUGUAUAAUAUAAUAAACACAAUACCACAUGGAAAGUGCUUUGUACGGUAUUUAUGCACUAAUUGUUUUGUAUCAGAAAUUGAACGAACACUUUCCAUGAAGUAUUCUACAUACGUGUAUGUAUGGUUAUUUAAAUGGUUGUUUUGUUAUUAAUUUGUAGAAUGACUGCUGAUCCUGAGAAUCCCUUGGUUCUAGAAGUGCUGACAGCAUCAUCCACAGCUUAUUCCUACUAUCCUGAUGUCAAAAUAUCUGAGGUAUAAAUAAUAAAUACUGAGUAGUGGUAAUUGUUGUGGGGUUUCCUGUGCCAUCUAUCUGUCCAUCCUGUUAAAAAUCAACUUCAAAAGGCAAAAGUAAAAUCCUCCCGGAAUUUGACUUGGUUGUGAAGGAAAGCCAGCUCUCUUGAAAUGGCUGCUGCAGUGUGAAAAUCAAUUAACCCAAUCACUACUGAAUCAGAAGUAAUAGUAAUAAUAAUAACAAUAAAAGCUUUGUUUAUACUGGAGAUAUCUAUCAGCAUUAUACAGUGCUGGUCUUAACAAGAUGUCCAGUAAAUAGAAUUUAUAAUAGUAUUAUUCUAAAUUACAUUUCAAAGGCACUAAAAACUGCAAAGAUAAGACUACUAAAAACUAAUAAUAAAAAUAUUAUGAACCACUAAAAACUAUUGAAAACACUAAAAAUAAAUCCAACUAGUUACACUGUACAGUUAUGAUUACUAAUGUCACUGUCUCUCAGUUGUUUAAAAAGAUUAAAUUUAAAAGAGCCUAUAGAUACUAGUUGUUUUCCUAAGUUCUGUAGGGAGUGAGUUCCAGUCACUUGCACCAGCAAUUUGGAAAGUCUUUCUUCCUGAAGAAGUCUUAGAUUGUGGUACAUCGAGAGUGCCUUGGUUUUGCAGAUUUCUGUUUUGGAGCUCAGCCCUACUGGUUAGGUAACCCUCUAGUUGCUUAGGGCAGUCUUGGUUGUUUACAAUCUUAAAAAUAAAAACUAAUCUGAGGAAUCGUCUCCUAUUGUACAGUGUUAACAGCCCUAGAGUGUUCCUCAUGUAUUGUGUGCAGGUGGCUCUGCUGGCCCUCAGAAUAACCCUCAUGGCUUGGUUUUGAAGUCGUUCGAGUUUAUUUGAUAGGGACUUAUUACAUUCAUGCCAUACGGUAAAUCCUUAAUCAGUCACUAGGAGGUUUGUUUGUUUGUAGAUCCUCAGAAGUAUCUUUGUGUCUAAAAAGCCAGCAAGUCUAUUUAAGAGUGCUAUUUUUGGUGAAAUUCUUUCAAUUAACUGUGAUAUGUGAGGUUCCCAGUUAAGAUGGCUGUCAACAGUCACUCCUAGGUAUUUGAAGGUCUCAACCACAUUGAGCUUAUUGUUAUUUAUGAGUAUGUCGGCACUUGACGUGGGAGCCUUCUUUGCUAUGAUCACUGGUUCUGUUUUUUUCGUGUUCAGUGUCAGGUUUUGUUCCGCAGCCAUGUAGAGAUAUUCUGGAGGUUAGAAUUUAUUUUGAGAACUGCGGUUUCGAGGGUAGGACUCGAAUGAUGAGUUUCAGUGUCGUCAGCAUAAAGAAACACAGAGCUCUCUGGUGUUGUUGACACUACACCAUUGAUGUGUAGACAGAAAAUGGUUGGGCCUAGAUUGGAUCCUUGGGGGACUCAAUGGUAAACAGUUCUCUCAUUUGAGUAAACCUCGUUACGUUGGACAAACUGCUUUAUGUUGGUUAGGUAGCAAUGAAAGCAUGCACGCUUAGCACCAGAGAUUCCGUUUGCUUUGGGUUUUUAGAGUAAUAAUGAGUGAUCAAUGAGACCAAAGGCCUUCUGUAAGUCUAAGAACACAGCUGUAGUGAUCAGCCCUUUAUCCUUUACCCAUCACCAUUCAUCGACCACUUUAAGUAGCAAGGCAAUGGUUGAAGAGUUCUUCGAAUAUUCAAAUUGUUCUUUUGUGAUAAGGCUGGCAUAUGAUUGUAGCUGUUCAUUUGCCAACUGCUCAUGGAUUUUUGACACUACAGGAAGAAUGGAAAUUGGCCUGUAGUUUUCUCUGUCAAAUUUCACCCUGCCCUUGAAUAUUGGUGUGAUUCUUGCAAUUUUAAGCCUGUCUGGAAACACCCCAGAUUUGGAAGAGAGAUUAAUCAAUGGCGUAAGCAGCCUUGAACAAGGACUAGCAGCUGGUAUACCCUCAGCACCUGUGGCUUUGGAUCAUGCAUCUAUUGUUUUAAGCGUUUUGAAGACUUCAUCAACUGAUAGCUUUCUAAAGUUUAAAAUGAGUUUCAGCUUUGUGAGGCUCAUUUUUAUAGGAUUCUUUAGUUUGGUGCUCGUGUUGAAGUAGGUUAGGUACAACAGUGAUGAAGCAGUAAUGUGCCGUAUCAUUAAAUUUCAUGAACAUCCCCCAUCACCCAGGCUCAAGAUCCAAAUUAUAUUAAAUAGCUACUCUAUAUUUGAAAAAUAGCCUAUUAAAAAACUAUUUUUAAAACGCUGGGUAUUAACCCUAGGGAGUUGACUGCUAGGAACUAGGAGGCACACUGAAGUUUCUUUCGUUUUGGGGACGGUAGGGUACAGAGGGUGACUGGGCAUACUGGAGAUCUUCUUUAAUAACGAGCAAUCUACCUCUUCUAAUACGUUAUAUAUGUCAAGGUGGUACGAAAUAUAUUUGCAUUUAAAGCAGCGCUGUAAAAAAUUCUGGACUGUUGUUAAUUCAGGUAUUGAGGUAUAAACUUUCAAAUAAAAUACCAUUUUAACAUGUUUUUCUGGCAUUCCGUUUUGUAAGUUCAGUGGCUCACUGAUACUGAUUCUCUACAAUACAUGAAGUUUUUGCUAUAAAUGCCUUUUAUGAGACUCAAUGCAAAAUAAAACUUCAGUUCUUGAAGUAAGAAUAUACUGUUAGUUGAGAUGAAAACUAUUUACAUACAGUGUGAUUUACUUAAGGAUGGUCGGUUCUAAGUAGUGACCUUUUUCAGUUACAGGAUCAAAUUGAAUUAGAGUUUCAUGUUUUCACUUGUAACUUGCUGGGUGUAUGUGUUGUAGUUAAUUUUAUCUCAGGUAAUUUUUAAUUUUUCUUUUGUUUCAAUUUCAUCAGCAUACAUUACUAGACCAUACCCAGAAACAAAAGAAAAAUACAAAUUACCUUAGGUAAAAAAUUAACUACAACAUAUGGUAAAAUAAAAACAAACCAAGUGAAGCAAUAUUUACUUAAAACAAAUCUUGUAGAUAUCUUUAUUCUUUUCUGUUGUCAGAUCAUUAAUUUUUAACAGAAGCCUAACGGCUUUAUUUUUUUCUUUACAUAGUAUCCUCAUGCUGUUGGUAAGAGUACGCUGUUGAUUGCUGGCCUGCAAGCCAGGAACAAUGCCAGAGUUGUGUUCUCAGGCUCACUGGAUUUCUUCAGUGAUGAGUAAGUUUGCAUUAUUAUAUCCUUUUGAUGGAUCUUUUGAUUAGUUCCUAAGAACAGUGAAAUGCAUUCACAUGCAAAAUAACAAUUCAUACUACAAGAGACAUGAAGAAAGUACAUGUGGUCUGUGUAAGAAGGUAGUGAGAACACUAUUGGAUUUUCACUACCGUUAGACACAGUACUGAUCAAAGUACAUGAUUGUAGUGUGACCAACACUCUCUUAAAACAAGAUUAGGGGAUUUUGUUGCAUUGUGAGCCAUACAAUAGUGGUGUGCUAUUUAAACUGCAUAUCAUGCAGCAUUACAAAUAAUAAUAGAACAAAUUUGACUCUUGUAGUCUGUAAAAUGCACAGCUUACUAAAACCUUUUUCUUAGAAUUUUAUUAGUAGACUCAGAAGUAAGUACCACCUUUUAUAGUGUAGGGCAGAUCACAGAUGAUACAGUGUAAUAAACAGAACUAAAGCAUCAGACUUUGUUAUGGUAUUGACUGUUUCAUAUUCACUUUCACUUUCCUUCAAGGUACUUCAACAGAGCGGUCCAGAGUGCAAAAGCUGGCUCGAAACAGUAAGUGCCUUCUGUUGCUUAGCCUCUGUUGUAACGCAAUGGUCAUGCAGGGCAUAACAAAGUUGAGAGUUUUAGGUAGAUUAGGUGUUCUGACAAAAACAAACGGAGGACUACAAAGUAUCCAGUCAGGCUUAAACCUGUUUCAGAAGUAUUGCUGCCUGUCCUAAAGUAGGGGCUGAAGACAUUAUACACUAUUAAUUUUAUGAGGUGUAAGGUUCAAGAAGUAUGGCAUGGCAGAUACCUGGCCUUAAAUUGCUUGUCUCAAGAUCUGGUGUUAAGCAAGCUAACCUUGACCAAGGCAUAAAUCACCUGACUAACAAUGCCUGAACUUUGCUUGAUAACAGGUUUUCCAAAGCUGGUAACCAGGAGCUUGCUAUUGCAUUAAGUGAAUGGGUAUUUAAGGAGAAUGGUGUCCUUCGCGUCGGAGAGGUUAAACAUCACCGUGCUGGGGAGGUGACACCUCCAGCUGCUUAUACUGUGGAGGAUGAUGUGGUUAGUAGCUAGUUAUACAAGUUGAAACAAUGUAAAAAUGAAACAAGGAUGUUCAUUUGAAGGGCCUGGUAGUGUGCCGUAUCAUUAUUUUAGAAGGCUAUGUUGUCUUUUCAGAUGUUGGUCGAAGUUUAACUUUCUUUCUAAUAGCCUUCUUACGCGGCAUAAAAAUUGAAAGUUUGAACAUGAAACACAUUUUGUUUCCACAUUAACAUCUUGAAGCAUGGUUUGGUGUGAUUAUAAAAUAAUAUAUUUUGUUUCUUAUAAUUAUGUCUAGGUGUACAGCAUCAAGAUUGAGGAGCUGGUAAAUGGAAAGUGGGAAUCAUUCAAGGGAACAGAUGUGCAGCUGGAGUUUUUCAGAAUCGAUCCUUUCAUCAGAAUCACUCUAAACAAGUCCAACGGUACACCAAAAUAAAUUUCUUUAUAAAAGGCAUUUAAGAGGUGCUGUAAGAAAUGAAACAGCUUUGUUUUAAACUAAAUAAAUAUAGCUUUAAUAGUCAUUGAUUUUUCUUGUUGGAGUGAUCAUCAACAGCAAGCAAAAAAGAUCCAAGUGUUACCCAGCCAAUUGUGUUUUUGUCCAUUUAUUUGUUACACUUUUUAACAUACAUACGUAUCUUAAAAGUAACCGUUAGACUUGUUUUUCUGUAGAUGGUCUAUUUGUUGCCAAGUUUAAGCUGCCUGAUGUGUAUGGUGUAUUCCAGUUCAAGGUGGAAUAUAAUCGUGUUGGCUACACCUAUUUACAUAGCAAAACUCAGGUAAUAAGUCCUGUGCCCUGCAUGUCUGUUGCUUCAUUUUUAUAUCUACCUUUACAUGCUCUCACUGCCUUUGUUUCUGGGUAUAAAAAUAUUACUAAUGUAUUAAAAUAACAUUAAAACAAAGAAUGAUAUAAUAAUAAUUUGAACCAACGAUGUUAGAGCAGAGGCUGAGGGGUCAAGGGGUAGCUGCCGCCCCCAUUUUGGAAAUUGUACUUUUUUUUCAUGGGCAAAGCACUUGGGAAUCAGUCAGAACUGCUUGCUUCUCAAAAGUAGCCAGCAUUAAUUUUUUUGGCUGGUGAAAUCCCUUAAUCCAACAAGUGUUUAUUCAAUAAUACAAAACCUUUCAAAAGAAUAUAUUAAAUGUAGUUAUGGCAGAAAUUGUAUACUGAUUUUGUGGAAAUGAUCAAAAUUAAUUUUCUUUUUGUGUUUGGUCAGUUUUAUGACAUCUCUCUAAGUGAUGGUGAACCUGUAAUAGGUUUAACUUCCUGCUCGCAGACUAACAUUUGGUAGUAGUCCUCCUCAAGAAUGUGCAUUAUCACAAUAAUUGUGCACUGAUCUCAGAUUUCUUGAGAUUAUGUUGAUUCUUGUUGUAAUGCGCUGCAUUUUGCUCAGUGGAGCUCUUAAUCAGUGAUCUACAGCAUUGAAGACUUGUUGGUGGACAGCACUUUUGUUAUCCUCAACAUUGGCAAUAAAAUCAUUUUUGACUGUGACAUUGUUAAAAAAUAAACACUUAACAACUGGUCCCCCAGGAAACAGUUCAUUUUGUUUCCCCAAAAUCUCGCCUUGGGAAACAUUGAGAUUUGGGGGAAACAAAAUUAAAAAUUACUGCGGCCUGUUUAGCUCAGUUGGGAGAGUGCUGGUCUGCUGAGCAGGAGGUCACGGGUUCAAACCCCGGCCGGACCAACAUGCAGGGUCUUUGAAUAACUGAGCCCUGAAGAAAGUGCUAUCCUUGUAAUGUCAUCUGCAGACAGACUUUCUCCUCUUUCUUGUCUUCUCAGAUAAGGACAAAAAACCGGAGGUUCUGUCUCACAGCACUUUCACUUAUCUGGUUCUUGUGGGACAUAAAAGAGCCCACACCACUGUUUGAAAAAAGUAGGGGACAUAGACCCAGGUGGUGUGGCCAAUCUUUCCUGGGCUGGGUGGGUUAUCUGCUAGGAGAGAUCUCAAUAUAGGGAUAACCUCAUGAUCAUUCUUCAGGGGUUGUAAUCAUGGCUAUCUGUAAACAGUGUGUGUAUGUAUGUAACUGUUUCCUGAGGGACCAGUCUUUAAGUGAUUUGUGAUACAGCUGGAAAUUUGACGUUUGAAAUAUCCUAAACCUUGCUGCAAUGGCAGUCGUUGGUCAACAUUAGCGGGUAACAGUGCACUGUUACCCUCUGACGUCAUAGAUUAUGCAGUGUUGCCUGCACAGAGAUUUUGGUGGGAAAGAGUUUCAUUGUUAGAUAUCAUGUGACCUCAAAGUAAAAAUUUCCAGCUAUUAUUGACGUUUACUGUCUAGUACAUUGCAUUGUUUUCUUUUGAUGUUAUCUAAGUUCUGCCGGUUGUCUCUUUGUUUAUAGGUGUCUGUACGUCCAAGAGAGCACACACAGUAUGAAAGAUUCAUUCCUUCAGCUUAUCCUUACUACGCCAGUGCCUUUUCUAUGAUGCUGGGAUUGUUUAUCUUCAGUUUAGUAUUCCUGCAUCAUAAAGAUGAGGCAAAAUCCAAGGCAGAAUAGCCAGCCUUGCAUGCACAGUUUUCACUUUGCCAUAGUUUAGUAGUAUC